UAAAGCCAAACAACUACAAGUUCUCUACUCUUGUAGUAAUAUGAAAAUUUCGACAAAACAUUUGUACUACAACUCCCAGCACGCCCUUAAAUCCGUCAAAGGACAUGUCAAAACCAGUCACGUGAUGUGUCAGUGCCGCAGCUCAAAUGUGUUUAUUUACUUCUCGCGGGACGUAAUUUACAGUUUUUCAACAUAAAACAGGAUUUGACCAAAUGAUGGAGGUUGAAACUGCCAGACCAUACUUCUUUGGGGACAUAGGUGCGUAUAAAAACAUUUCGGCUCCUUGAAAUUGUAUGCCAGCUAGCAUUCAUUUGGUUACUGCAUGUCAUAGCUAGCAAGCAUGUGUUCAUGCUAUAACAGCAACGUAAAUCAGCUACAUAUGUGCCAUGUUGUGUUUUAGUCCAUAUCGAUUGUCAAGUAAAGGUUUACGAUGGCAAAAUGUGUUAUCAACACCAGAGAUGAUCUAGCAUGCACUCACCUAGCGCCGGCUGAUUAUGUAGGAAUAGGUAUUCUCUUGCUAUUUGCUCUCUGGCCGGUGACUGUGUGGCUUACACCAGGCUGCUGGUCGGAGAGGACCGAGGUGCACAAAGCGGCCUCCGAGGGACAUGCUGCCCAGCUGCAGCAACUCAUCCAGAGCGGUGCCUCCGUCAACAUAGUGGCUGUGGACUCUAUCACCCCCCUCCAUGAGGCAUGUGAAAGGGGGCAGACCCAGUGUGUCAGGCUGCUACUGGAUGCUGGAGCACAGGUGGAUGCCCGUAACACGGACGGUAGCACCCCUCUGUGUGAGGCCUGCUCGGUCGGGAGCUUUGACUGUGUGCGGAUGCUGCUGGAGCAUGGGGCCAAGGUGAACCCCACCCUCUCUUCCCGGACCACCUCACCCCUACACGAAGCCUGCAUGGGGGGUAAUGCUGACGUUGUGAAGAUCAUGAUCGCUAAAGGUGCCAGUCUGGAGGCAUAUGACCUGUACUAUGGGACCCCACUGCAUGUGGCGUGUGCCAACGACCACACAGACUGUGUCAAGGCACUACUCAACGCAGGUGCCAAAGUGAAUUAUGCUCGGCUGCACAAGACGGCCCUGCACCAUGCUGCUAAAGUGAAGAGUGUAGACAUGAUCGACAUGCUGGUGGAGUUUGGGGCGAACAUCUACGCCAAAGACAAAAAUGAUAAGAAGCCCAUUGACUACAUCGAUCCCGGUUCUCCUGCUGCACUCUGCUUAGAGUUUUAUGAAAGUACUCCAUUGAGUCUGCAGCAGCUGAGCAGAGUGACCCUAAGGACGAUGCUGGGUAUCAGAGCUCUGGAGGUCGUAGUUCAACUGGACAUACCAAAGCAAAUCAUUAGCUUCCUCUGUUACCACUGACACCAUUAUCUUACUAAGGAGAAGGAAGGAAGCUCAGACAUUGAAACCUUUCUAUAAAACAUCACAAUUAUCAAAAUGCUACAGUCUGAACCUUAAAUACCACUAGAUUAAUGCAUAAAAAUAAUAUGCAUACAGCAAAGCACAGGUUUCCAAACAGUAUUUUUAAGCAGAGCACUUUUUUCUUUGUCUUCAGAAUGUGUGCCAUAUUAACACAUUAGAUACAUAUUUAAAGAACAGAAGCAUAGGAGGUUUUAAUGGGGACUUUUUACAUACAGUUUAUUCUUAGAACCCCCAUAUCUUGUAAACCUACAUGAAAUACAAAUGGAGGCCUUCAGGGAAAAUGAGGGGGAGAGGAGAAAAGAAAUGGAGGAGAGGAAGUGAUUUUGGCAGCUGACCCUGUCCACUCUGUAAUACCAUCUGUGGACACUACACCAGCAUUUUAGUCGCCAUGACAAUGCGGCAGCAACACAUCCCAGAUCUCCGGUACAUCCUCAGGAAUGAGAAACGGUGUUGCAGCAGGAGGAUGAGCGGCGUUCCCGUUGACACGCUCCAGAUGUCACUGUGUAUCCCAGAUUCCUCCCUGACAUCGGAACAGAAACCACACCUGACAACUGGAUGUGUUUGAGGCGGACGUGGAAUCCAGGCAACAGAGAAACACCAUGGAAAACAAUCCUGCUUUUUUACUGUUAGCCUCUCUGAUCCGUUGCGUCCGCUAUAGCUGAGACGGCCCAGGCCUGAAUACGGUGUCUGUUUGAUGAGGGUGUAUGGAUUCCUCGGAGUUGUCUCUCUGGUCACUGUAUUGGUACUGUUAUUUGACAUAACCCAUCUUAAUAAUGGGAACAGAGGAAUAUGUCUAUUAUCAACAUGUCUAUGUAAGGCAAUGUGCAUUAAUCAAAACAUGUGUUUCUAAAAGAUUAUGACCUAUUUAAUCUCUCCCCACUGGCCACACUACCUCAUUUCAGUGUGGAUAAUUGGGUAAUAUUUGGUUGAGAUGUUAAUGAGAUUACAACCUAUAUUAACCCACUCAAAUUAAAUUCCAAUAGAAAACAAUGUUGAUUUUUGGUUUAGUUGUCACCCAAAAUGUUUAUCACUGCACUUUCAACCAUUUUAAAGCACAGCUAAGCUCAAGUGGGAAUACAAUGUCAGUUAUUGAUAAAUCCCUGUGCUUAAUCUAAUAGCAGAACCAAAUGACCUGGAUUGCAGUUGAGAUUACAUUAAAAGUACAUAGGUGCAAGGAAUCAAUGCCGUUUUGAGAUUCGGUGCCGAUUAUUACAGCAGUUGUGGUGAUCUCCACAGACCUGUGAUCUAUGCACGCUAUCUUGCACAUGCACCCUUUAUAUGAUUACAGUAACCUCAAAAUGUGGUCAUGAAUGUGUUAGUCUUUUUUUAAGUUUGAAUGUUACUUUUGUUUUUUUAAGAUAGUCUAAACUUAAGACUAUUUACUGUAUUGCAAAGUAAUAUUGUGUUUUGUUGACAACACAACCAAAUAUCAACAUUUUAAGGAGAUUUAUCUUCUGCUUGGAUAGGUCCAUCUGUGCCACUGGCUCAGUCUGGCUUUAAUUCCAAUUUGUCUACAAAUUAAUAAUUUCUAUGUUGGAUUCAGGACUCCAUCUAACCGAAAACAAAUGUAUUUUCCAUAUAGAUUCCACAUCACGAUAUGUUGACAAAUUGUUGAAACAACGUUUAUAGUACCAAGUACAGUGCAAGUGACAAUCCUCUCAGAUAAUCCAUCUGUUUAACCCAUUUUGGGAACGGUUAAGUUUUUGAAUGCAAAAUAUGUCCUCAAAAAGUAAUUUAACUCUGUAUCAUCAAUAAGCUCAAGCAGCUUUCUCCCCCUCAUUUAGCCUCUUCCAAAUCUGUGCUGAGACAGCAUGUCUGCUGGACUAUUGAGUAAAUGACAUGUCUGUCAAGUGUGAAGGUUGUUAGAUCAUUGCUUGCAGCAUUCAAUUGCUUUUUACCAGGACAAGAACCUAUUUGGAACUGUUUUCUGUGGAUACAACGCGGCCUCAUCCAUUACCGUCGGCCUCGUCCAUUACCGUCGGCCUCGUCCAUUACCGUCUUAACCGUUCAGAACACAUCCAGAAAUAAGCUCAGGAGCAGAAAUAGCUGGAGUCCUCCCUGUUCACAUGAGGGAAGAAGGAUAAAUGCCCUCUUUUAAAAUAGCUUCUUAAAAUAACUGACCCUGGUUCAGAAGGGAUCUGCUACUGCUCAGUCUUAAAAUAGGCCGACCAUGUAGAUGAUGGUUUAAAUAGCAUUUUCCUCAAUCUUAACAUUCAGAUGAAACAGACGGAGGAGACGAGAACAGGCAUGAGAAGAAUGUCCAGUUAUAAAACACAUUUCAACAAAAAAAAAGUGCAAUUUGGGGAUUUUGAAUCAGCCUUUAAAAGGAAUGAUACACCUGUUUCAAAGGCACUUUCUCUGCAUGUUCAGAUAAGGCAAAACCAGUCAAAGGUAUCUGCACAGGGAUUUCAAACAUCACGUAUUUGGUGCUGUGCAGCUAACAUGUUAUUUUUCAAUCAAGCAAUGUAACAUCAAAGUAGACUGGAUCUCGCAUGCUGCUUGCACACUUGAUACAGUAUAUUCAUGAAUCAGUAUUGGGUACUAAGAAUGCUACAAAUACCUAUUUAUUAUGAUACAUGUUUGUGUAACUGUUUAAAUCUGUCAGUCAAAAAUACUAUUGUAAAUAAUAUGUCCUCCACAGAAAUGUAUGUUGCUCUGUAUAAUGUAAGACUGGCAUUGUGUGUUAAUGAACGGCAUUGUUGACAUGC
Messenger RNA from Oncorhynchus masou masou (cherry salmon), 4125 nucleotides. Its product is annotated as ankyrin repeat and SOCS box protein 13-like. Gene Ontology annotation, molecular function: protein binding. The record is from RefSeq and is a predicted model, not a curated record. NCBI's taxonomy places the organism in Eukaryota, Metazoa, Chordata, Actinopteri, Salmoniformes, Salmonidae. The coding region runs from base 431 to 1357 and encodes 308 amino acids. The transcript has 5 exons. Gene Ontology annotation, biological process: protein ubiquitination; positive regulation of protein catabolic process.